AUGGGAAGUCGAUUGCACUUCAGGUAUUAUUCUUAUCACUAUGCUCCAUUUACUUCUUACUUUUCAAAUGUUGAAAAUGUAUCCGUGCAAUACAAUACAAAUUCAAAACCAUUGAAAUCGUUAGAACAUUUGAUAGCUAUAUUUCCACCACAUUAUGCGAAUUAUCCUCCAAGAAAGUGGCAACAAUUGAUGGUGGAUAAAAAUUCACCAAUUAGUGAAUUUUAUCCAAUCAAUUUUGAUAUUGAUCUUAACGGUAAACGACAAGAAUGGCAAGGCAUUAUUUUACUACCAUUCGUUGAUGAAAAGCGUUUACAUGAGGCUCUUGAAUCUGUGUAUCUAACAUUAACUCCAGACGAAGAAAAACGUAAUAAAUCUGAUUAUGAUCAUUUACUUAUUCAUUCAACACAUUCAUGUUAUGAACAAGUGUUGAAUGAAUAA
Messenger RNA from Didymodactylos carnosus, 438 nucleotides. The record is from the annotation of a GenBank genome assembly. NCBI's taxonomy places the organism in Eukaryota, Metazoa, Rotifera, Eurotatoria, Philodinida, Philodinidae.